Drosophila mojavensis is the source of this 6751-nucleotide messenger RNA. It is a transcript of the gene flz, whose product is annotated as serine protease filzig. Lineage: Eukaryota; Metazoa; Arthropoda; Insecta; Diptera; Drosophilidae. Bases 852 to 5960 code for a protein of 1702 amino acids. The record is from RefSeq and is a predicted model, not a curated record. Gene Ontology annotation, biological process: proteolysis. The transcript is spliced from 8 exons. Gene Ontology annotation, molecular function: serine-type endopeptidase activity.
GCUGUAAACCGUUUCAGUUGAGUUUGAAACGCGCACGCGUGCGGACGUUGCCAGCGUAUAGACACACACAUACACACACACACUCAUACAGAGAAAGCACGCUAACAGUAAUAUAUAUAGCAGCCGAAUCAGUAGCCCCAGUAGAAACCAAAAUAGAAAUGUUUACCAUUUAAGCGACUCGCGUCUCAAACAAAAUACUCGCACGUACACGCGCUCUCAAACAAAACUCUCUCGCUCUCUCUCUCUCUUUCACUCGGUCGAUCGCUCGCUCGCUGUUGGCUCUCUUGCGUUAAAGUGAAAGUUGUGCCACACAAAAGUGGCAAAGGUCCGUUAUCUGUUCGGCCAGCGCUGGCAAACGGGCAGCGCUGACAAUCAGAUACACGCGGAACGUUCAGUUGACCGGACGCAUGGCGCUUCGAUCAGAGCCUCGUUGUUAGCAACUGUAACAAUUCGCCAAUCAAUUAAACUAUAUAUCUAUUUGCAUAAACAACAGUGCGCUGCAACGAAACUUCCAUAAUUCAAAGUGCUAAAGCUCAAGAAAAUAAAUUUAUAAAAAAUAAUAAUAAUAAUAAUAUUAGUACGAAAUUCAUUGUAAAGCUCGUGCAUGAAACGCGUUCGUUGCCUAAGUCUUUUGUUUGGCCGUAGCGGUACAUUUGCAUGCGUGUAACUGUGUGUGUCCGCGUGUAUGUUUCCAAUUACAACAUACGACAAUACGCUGUUAGAUUUUCGCACUCGACCACAUUAAAAAAAAAUAAAAGAAGAGAAAAAACAAAACCUUUAACUAAGUGGAAAUUCAGCUGGCAGACGAAGCGUCUAGCCGGAAUAGUGUCCAGCGACGGACCAAAGCAGACAUGUUUAAGUGGGUUAUGCCGGCGUUAGCGUCGCGCACAAACGCGACAACAAAAGCAGCGGCAGCGGCAGCGGCAGCAAGAACAACAAGAACUACAGCAACAAUAACGACAACAACAACAACAACGAUAACAAAACGGCAACUACUUUCCAACGCUUUAACAACUUUAAUAAUAAUAGGCGCAUUAUUUGUGCAGACAACAAGUGGAUUUAGAUCAACAAUUGAAACGAACGGCGCUGGUCGUAAGCUGUUUGGCGGCUAUCGCAUUACGCCCAAACAUUGUCGCGCUACCAAGACGCUGCCCAGCUCGGAUCCACGCUCCAAUGGCCCCACCAUUUGCAUGUUCAAUCACGAGUGCGCGCAACGAGGCGGCGAGGUGGUAGGCGCUUGCAUGGAUGGCUUUCUAUUUGGUGCCUGCUGUCAGAUACCGCAUACCCAUGAGUUGGCCAGCACGCUGAUCAAUGAUGCACAGAAUGCGUACUUCCAGCAGCAGCAGCAAAAGCAACAACAGCAGCAGCAACAACAACAACAGGCAGCAGCGCAGUCCUCCUAUGAGAACUAUGGAGAGCAGCAGCAGCAGCAACAGCAGCAGCAGGAGCAACAGCAGCCCGCACAGAAUCAACAGAAUCUGGAUAAGGUCUAUCAGCAGCUGGGCAGCACUGUGAGUCUGGGUCAGAGUGUGCAGCCUGCCGCACAGGACGAGCUGAGCUAUGCCAGCAGCUCCACAGAGGCAACCAAUUCACAGUCAGCCAGCGUGGAGUUCGAGCAGGAGGCGGAGCUGCAGACGAACAACGAUGCGGUCAACUCCAAUGAGGUGAAGCCCACGGAUCAGCCACCGUCCAUACAUGUGCACAAGCAUUCCGUGAAGAUCAAUACGUUCUCAUCGCCGCCAAACAAUGAUGAUUUCGUCAUGCAGGUGCUGGCCACGCUGCCGCCGGAGCAUGUGGAUGACAUUGUGACCUUUACCACGGAGGUGCCCAAUAAGAUCUCCAACGGCCAUGUGGAGCACAGCAGCUCCGAGUCGAACAGCUUCGAGGAGAUUGCAGCCACCAAGGCGCCAGUUAGCACGCCCAGGCCGAAGCCGCAGCCCAAGCCGCAGCCCAAGCCGCAGCCCAAGCCACAGCCGAAGCCUCAAGCGAAGCCCCAAAACAAGCCCCAAUCAAAGCCUGUGCCACAGCUGGCCGAGGUCAUGAAGCGACCUGUGCAGCAGGUGAAGCCCAAGCCAAAGCCCGCCAAUCUGCAUAAUCACAAUCAUUUGAUACUGGAUGGCGGCGAGUUCACGCACAGCGAUAUAACGCAUCCCGGUGCUGAUGCGGAUCUCGUCGAAGAUCUGCAAUUCUCCACGGGCUAUGGACCACAGCCAGUCUAUGUGCAGCCACCAAAGGAGCAGCAGCAGCAGCAGCAGCAGCAACAGCAGCAACAGCAGCAGCAGCAGCAACAGCAGCAACAGCAGCAAUCGCAUCCUGCCUCUCAGUCCUACAUCUCGUCCAGCAGCACGCAGCCCACCGCCGCAGCGGAUGAUAAAUAUAUUCUGGUGCCCACCUACAACAAUGAGAAGCGACCCGCUACCGUGAUGCAGAGCAAUCCCACCACUGUCUCGUCGAUCACCACGCACGUGGACUCCAUUGAGUCGAUCAUACUGCAGCUGAACCACAGCAGCCAUGGACCCAGCUACAAUGUGGUUAGCCAGCAGACGCCGUCAUACAACUUUGCACCGCAAGCCGAGCACAGUGAGCCAGCGGCUACGGCUCAGCCGUCCAGCUACUAUCAGCAGAACGAGAACGAGCAGCAGAACGAUCUGACCAAGUCGCAGGAGGUGGAGCAGCAGCAGGAGUACGGCUAUACGACCGAGUUCAGCUAUGACAAGCUAUCCGGCGAGCAAGACGUUUCCACGAAUAGUCAGUCCGCCGAGCUGCCCACGCCGCGUCCCACCUACAGCGAUGAUCAGUCCGCCGUACUCGAGGAGCAUACAAUGCCCGCUACGAGCUACAAUGAUGCCAUGUCGCCGCAGGCUCCCCACACCUCGGAGUUCAACAAAAUGCCCGUCAUGGGCAUCGCCUAUCCCGUGGAUAUGUCCUACAUGGAAGGCGACUCGAAUCAAGCGGACAGUGAGCCGUCCGGCUAUGGACAGCUGAGCAGUGCAUCGCUCGAGGGAAAUACUGAGAUGAACUUUGAGAAGAUUACGAACAGUUAUACCGAGGCGCCCCAGCCUUCACCCGCUUAUGUGCGUCCAUCAAGCGGCAAUCGUCCGGUGGCAUCCUACAUCGGCAUGGUCACCAUGCAGCACUACAAUGAUGAGCUGCCCCCCGAGGUCUCAGUCUCCUCACACACCACCAAAGUGCAGGAGCAAUACGAUGAGACCUCCUCCGGCUAUCAGCAAACCGAGAAACUGGUCACAGCCAGCCCAGUGCCCACGGCCAGCUACCUGGCUGCCACGACAACGACGCAGGCCCAGCGUCCUCAAUACGAUAGCCACCAGGAGAGCUCCUCAUUACGUCCCGUUUUGAUAACAGCCAGCCCCAAGCCACGCCCCAAGCCCACAACAAAGCGUCCGCCGCCGCCCAAGAAACCGGCAACGCCUGCAACGAUCAUCAAGAAGAAGCCGGUGCAGAGCGAGCAGAACACGCGCAGACCGGCUCAGCCCAGCAGCAGCUACAACACCGAGGAGUCACCCGUUACCCACAUACAGAUCAAACAGCCUGCGGGCAAUUACAACCAGCAGCAACAGCAACAGCAACAGCAGCAGAUGGAAUCCGGUUAUGGACAGGCUCCGAUUCAGAGCUAUGAUCAACCUGCAGCAGUUUCCAGCUCCGGCUAUGGUCAGGAGCAGCCCGCUAUGCCCACUGUCAGCUACGACCAAUCCUCAUCGGCUUCUGCUCCAGGCUACGAUCAGUCUGUCACGCCUGCAAUCAGCUACGAUGAGCCAGCCUCUCCAGCAGCUAGCUACGAUCAGCCAGCUCCAGCUCCAGCUCCUGCACCUGCGCCAGCUACAUAUGCCGAGUCCGCUCCGUCGGUGCUCAACUAUCACGAGCCGGCGGCCAGCUCGCCCACGCGCAAGCCCGUCUCCUCGAAGCCCAUCUCCACGAGCUACGUAACAGGCCCGACCACUCCGCGUCCCCCAGCCACUGUGGACUAUCACUACGACAAGGUGCCGCCGCUGUUCAUGGCCGAUGACAAGCUCGAUGCAUUCAUACAGAGCACCGCCGAGAAUAUCUUGGGCUCGACGCCGGGCAACUACCAGGCGCCGCUCUAUGCCACCGCCUCGACACCCAUCCACAUACAGCAGCCCACGAGCAACUAUAAUAGCCACAAGAAGCCCGGCUUUGUGCAGAUCAAUAUAACGCCCAAGCCCUCCAAGCCGACGGUGUUGAUCACGCCCAAGCCCACCACCAUCAAUGUGGUGCCAGCCAACAGCUGGGAUGACACGAAGCUCGGCUCGACCACCUCCAACUCGUACAUCUAUGGGCCAGUGGGAACGCGACGUCCCGGCAAUACGCCGUCUGCGGUAAGCUCGAAUGACUUUGAGGAUCCGGGCUACUUCGGCAUGCCCGCUGCUAGCAGCAGUCCCGUGCACCUGACCUACACACAGUCGACCACUGAGGCGAUGUACGGUGUGCCCUCGGAUGACAAGCCCGCCUUUCCGGGUUACUAUGGGCCGACGCCCACAUAUCCGGCAUUCUCGGUGCCCGGCGAGAAGGUGGGCCAGGUGGUCGAGGAGACGUACACCUCUCCCAAUGAUUUCGUCAACUUCCCGCCGGUGCGCAAUCCGAAUCUAAACAUGUCCGCCGCCUCGAGCGCCGUGACCAGCGAUCUGGAGCUAGCCACGCCCUCCUUUGUCGAGGACACGGUGCUUAAAGACAAGAUGCACACGCUCGUCCACAAGCUGGUGGCCUCAUUGCAGGGCAACUUCGAAGCGCUGGCCGACAUGAUCGACGAGACGAACAACACAGCAUCCACGUACUCCUCCGGCUUGGUGAGCACCACCAAUGUCAACAAGAAGACCACACGCAAACCUGUGCGCGUCGCCACCACCUCAAAGCCGAAGGCAACCACCAAGAAGCCUGUGACUCGAGUCUCCACCAAGGCGCCCAACAGGAAAGUUCCGACUACUACCACACGGAAACCGGCAACGCGUCGCCCCAACACCACAACGCGACGUCCCAGCUCCAAGAGGCCAACGAAACGUGUCACGACGACAAAGACCACGGCCCGACCCAUCAGCGACGACGAGUUCACCGAUGAGGAGGACGAGGAGGAUGUCAAUCCGAGUCCGCACGAGAACGAGAUCGAGCAGGGAACGCUGAGCUCUUACGGUGGUGCCAACGGACGCAAAAUACAAUGCGGCGUUCGUCCACAUGUUAAAUCGGGUCGCAUUGUCGGCGGAAAAGGCUCCACAUUUGGCGCCUUUCCCUGGCAGGUUCUAGUACGCGAAUCCACCUGGCUGGGACUCUUCACCAAGAACAAAUGCGGCGGCGUUCUAAUCACUAGUCGCUACGUCAUCACCGCUGCCCAUUGCCAGCCCGGUUUUCUGGCCUCUUUGGUCGCUGUCAUGGGCGAGUUUGAUAUCUCUGGGGAUCUGGAGAGCAAACGUCCCGUUACGAAGAAUGUGAAACGCGUCAUUGUGCAUCGUCAAUACGAUCCGGCCACGUUUGAGAACGAUCUGGCACUGCUCGAAAUGGACAGUCCCGUGCAAUUUGAUACGCAUAUAGUGCCAAUUUGCAUGCCCAACGAUCAGGCAGACUUCACAGGUCGCAUGGCAACCGUGACGGGUUGGGGUCGACUCAAGUACGGCGGCGGAGUGCCUUCGGUGCUGCAGGAGGUGCAGGUGCCAAUAAUUGAGAACAGCGUCUGCCAGGAGAUGUUCCACACGGCCGGGCACAAUAAGAAGAUACUUAACUCGUUCCUCUGUGCGGGCUAUGCCAACGGGCAGAAGGACUCGUGCGAGGGUGACAGCGGCGGUCCUUUGGUUCUGCAGCGUCCCGAUGGACGUUACGAGCUGGCUGGCACUGUAUCGCAUGGCAUCAAGUGUGCGGCGCCUUAUCUGCCGGGUGUCUAUAUGCGUACCACAUUCUAUAAGCCGUGGCUGCGCAGCAUAACGGGUGUGAAAUAAACCACGCUCACACUCACACACACGCACACACACACACAUUGAAACUGUAUAUAGAACAAAUAGUUUUUAGAGGACUUUGCCGUGGCGAAAUGACCUAUCGAUAUAUGUACAUAUAUUUAUAGAUAUUUAUAUUGGAUAUUUAAUAUAAAUAUAUGUAUAUGUAUGUUCAUAGGCAGCAGCGUCGCUUUCACAAAACUCAUAAAAUGUCAUCCACAAAACUCUUCCUUCCCUUAGUUUAAUAUGAGAAAUUGCAGCGACUGUCAAACUGUGCAAAAUUUCCGUUGCCUACUUUCAGGCGGCCACUGAAAAUCAUUCAGAGCUCGAGCUUAUCUGCCCUCUCCCUCACACACUCCAACUCCAUUCCUCAUACGCAAUACUAAGAUUAAGGCAUAUUUAUUGUAAUCGCUAAGCUUAUUUAUUUAUUUAUUUAAUUUAUAUUUAUUAUUGCCGUUUUUUUUAACGAAACCUUCACUUAUCUUUGAUUCAGCUAAAAAAAAAUUGUUAAUUUUCAUAGGCAAAUUGUUGUUAUGUUAAAAUGCAAAUAUGCGAGUGCGAGAGCGCGAGAGAGAGAGAGAGAGAUAGCGCAUAUGUUUUUAGUUCAAUUGAAUUUAUUAAUUAAUUUAAUUUAUGCUAAAACCCAAUUGAUAUAUGCUAUAUCUGAUUGAUAUUGAUAUAUAACAUAUUUAUUUAUAUUUAUAUAUAUUUAUAUGCAAAUUUAAGCGUACAAAAACGAACAAAGCGAAAUCCAUAAACAAAAAUAUGACGAAAUAAACGAGAGUAAUCUAAAAUAG